Molecule: messenger RNA, 963 nt
Organism: Fraxinus pennsylvanica
Lineage: Eukaryota; Viridiplantae; Streptophyta; Magnoliopsida; Lamiales; Oleaceae
Source: the annotation of a GenBank genome assembly
AUGGGGAGAGUGAAACUCCAGAUCAAGAAGAUUGAAAAUACGACAAACCGGCAGGUCACUUUCUCAAAGAGAAGAAAUGGAUUAAUCAAGAAAGCUUAUGAACUUUCUGUACUUUGUGAUGUUGAUGUUGCUCUUAUCAUGUUUUCCCCUUCUGGAAGAGUAAGCAUAUUCUCAGGAAAUAGAAGCAUGGAAGAAAUCUUGACGCGAUAUGUGAAUCUUCCUGAGCAUGAAAUAGGAAAGCUACAAAACCAAGAGUAUCUGCAAAGGGCUCUUGGCAAGUUGAAAUCUGCAGCAGAUCGCACCUAUCUACCAGCCACCAGCGGCCCAGCAAGCGUUGAUUCUCAAGUUGAGGAAAUGCAACAAGAAAUUCUUAAAUGUACGUGCCAACUUGAGAAUAUGGAGAAAAGACUCAGGAUUUAUGAAGGUGAUUCGUCCGAUAUCACUACACUGUUUGAGGCUGAGUACCGGGAACAAAUUCUUGAGGUAAACUUGAAGCAAGUCAGGAUGCGAAAGCAAGUUCUGCAGGACCAGUAUAAUUCUCCUGGUGCACAAAGAACUACACAGAUGAAUUUGCCCCUAGCGACCACAACUCUAUCUGAUUUGGCUACAACAAAUGCAAACAAUAUCUUGGACUGGCUUCCUCAGAGGGAUCCACAAGUCCAAAUCCUGAAAUUCUUGGAUUCAAAUGGCCUGCUUCCAGUGAGAGAACCUCAACGUAUGGAUAAUAUCCUGUCACCAUCCUUAACUGUCCUUCAUGCACCAAGCGUACAUGUCCAUAAUCAUUUGGGUUCAGGCCGGAGGAUUGAGGAUGACACACAACGACCAGAUCAUUUUGAGCAAGUAAUUGAUGUCAAUCUUUCUCCAUGGACAGAUUUAUAUCCAACAGUGAAUGAUCCUUCUCCUGCCGCACAGCCCAGAGACGAGCGCUUCUUGAACUGUUUCUGUCUCGGCUCACCCCAGUGA